Guillardia theta CCMP2712 is the source of this 1490-nucleotide messenger RNA. Its product is annotated as ammonium transporter. Gene Ontology annotation, molecular function: ammonium channel activity. The transcript has 3 exons. Bases 1 to 1449 code for a protein of 482 amino acids. The record is from RefSeq and is a predicted model, not a curated record. Gene Ontology annotation, biological process: ammonium transmembrane transport; ammonium homeostasis. Gene Ontology annotation, cellular component: membrane. Lineage: Eukaryota; Cryptophyceae; Pyrenomonadales; Geminigeraceae.
AUGUCCAGUCAGAGUCACCCAAUGGGAAAUGAUGUGGGGGUAGGUCCGGAUACGGUCGCAAAACAACAUCUGAACUUGAGUUAUGCAGGCGCUCUCGUGUUUUUCAUGCAGGCAGGGUUUGCCAUGCUUGAAGCUGGAAUUGUUCAUCCAAAGAACACCAUCAACAUCUUGUUCAAAAACAUGAUCGACGCUUCCAUCGCUGCCAUCGGCUUCUGGCUGAUCGGUUAUGGCUUUGCCUAUGGAAAGGACUCAGGAGGAUUCAUCGGAGGCUCAAACUUUGCUCUGGACGAGGUUUACAACAAAGCCGGAGGCUGCACCAAGGCUUCUGAUGGUUCUUGGUCCUGUUCGCCAGAUGGAUGGGAGUCUUGGUUUUUCCAAUGGGCCUUCACUGGUGCGGCAGCUACCAUCGUUGCUGGUUCAGUUUGUGAGAGAACAAAGAUCGGCGCUUACUUUGUCUACUCAAUCAUUAUCACUGCGUUCAUCUAUCCCGUCGUCGUUCACUGGGUCUGGGGCACAGGAUGGUUGUCUGCCUGGGGUGCUUAUGGUGAUAAUCCCAGGCCUCUCUUCACUGGCAACACCAACUCUAAUGGCAUGAUUGAUUUCGCUGGCUCUGGAGUUGUGCACAUGGUUGGAGGAUUUUCCGGAUUGAUGGGUGCAAUUGUUGUUGGGCCCAGGAUCGGGAGAUUCAAUGCUGAUGGAACAGUGAACGAGCUUUAUGCUGGAAACAAGACAUUGCAGUCCCUUGGAGCCUUCAUUCUCUGGUUUGGUUGGUACGGCUUUAACUGCGGUUCAACUUUGGCGAUCUCAGGAGGUCUAGGGCAGGUCGCUGGUAAAGUUGCUGUUAACACUACCAUUGCCGCUGCCGCCGGAGCCAUUGGAGCGACUUUCAUCACCUUCAUCUUCGAAGGGCACUAUGACAUCUCCAUGGGUUUGAACGGGUUGCUCGCUGGCCUCGUCGGCGUCACUGCCAACUGCUCUGUCGUGAACCCUUGGGCAGCUUUGAUCAUCGGUUUGGUUGCUUCCUUGAUCCUUUACCUGGGACAUUACCUUCUCCUCAAGCUCAAGAUUGACGACCCUUGUGAUGCUUGCAUUGUACACGGCUUCUGUGGAAUGUGGGGAGUAUGGUCUGCCGGAAUCUUUUGCAGCGACGGGAACAUUCAGUACGCAGGAUAUCCCAAUGUGAACAACGCUUGUGCAAGAGGCGAGCAGUUUGGAGUGCAGAUUGUUGGAAGUUUGGUGGUGGCGGCCUGGGUGAUGGGCACUGCUGGAAUGACAUUCCUUGCCAUCGAUAAGACCAUUGGCAUGAGGGUGUCAGAAGACAUCGAACAUGCCGGUCUCGAUGCUUCUGAGCAUGGAGCUGUUCAGUCGCAGCCUGUUCCCCUCCCACAGAACAACUUUCCGAACAUGAACGGCAAUAUUUCAAUGUAUACCUAUCCCCCGGCUUUUUAGGUCGAUUGACGUUUUAUCUUGAAUAAACAUUAUAUCUGAUG